This is a messenger RNA of Mucor mucedo, 2082 nucleotides long. RefSeq lists its product as uncharacterized. NCBI's taxonomy places the organism in Eukaryota, Fungi, Mucoromycota, Mucoromycetes, Mucorales, Mucoraceae. Gene Ontology annotation, cellular component: eukaryotic translation initiation factor 4F complex. Gene Ontology annotation, molecular function: RNA 7-methylguanosine cap binding; translation initiation factor activity. Gene Ontology annotation, biological process: translational initiation. The coding region runs from base 1 to 2082 and encodes 693 amino acids. The transcript has 5 exons. The record is from RefSeq and is a predicted model, not a curated record.
AUGUUUCGUUAUCAACGCAGCUUAUUCUCUUUGACAACAAAAAAAUCUUCAUUGGUUCGGUUCAAUUCAUCUUCGGUUGGGAAUAAAGUGCAAUUAAACAAUUCUACGACGACGACGACGACGACGACAACAGCAACGGCUACUGCGGCAACUGUCGAUAAAGAAGUUAUAGCAACAAAGCCAACCGACUCGGAAAACAAAAAGAUUGCCUUUGUGCCAGUUAUUAAUAUCCCAGAAACAGAGUUUGCACAUAAUGCAUUCUUUUCGCUUUACAGGCCUUUAUUGGGGCUCUCUGACGAAAAUGAGACACCCUUUUUCGCACAAAAGACACUGCAGUCACAAGAGGAAAAAGAUCAAGAGAAACUGGAUGUGAUGUUGGCAAUGUAUAUGGGUAAUUGCAGUCCAUUUUUAGAACCCUCGCAACUCCCCCCUCAAACACAAGGAGACGAAUGGAAAGACGGGUUUUCAGAAGCAUAUGACGAUGCCAGUAAAGAAACAAGGGAAUUCACAGUAACCGAAGAAUUUCAAGAUUAUCAAGAUAUCUUUGGUCAAGAAGAUACAGCAAUAAAUACGGCUGUUAAUACCACAACUAGCCCAUUGCCGAUGUUUCAUAUGCCGGAAAGCACGGACGUAUUAGAUUAUUUAUCAUCAAUUGAAUCCAACAUGAAGCAAGAAAAUGCUAAAUUAGACGCACAAGAUGAUUUGAAAGCUUUAAGGUUAAGAAAGUUUGAAAGUGAACAACACAUGUUUGACAAUCAUUUGUCAGUGCACUUACCUUUAGUGUCUGCUCAUCAUCAUGUAUCCCUUAAAAGCAGUUUACAACAAGAUAAUCCCAAAGAAUUAGAUAGUAUAUCCAAGAUUCCCUUAAACAUUGGUGGACUGGAUAAUAUUUUAUUUGUCUCGACCUUAACGCGUGUUCAAUCGUCAACAAAGAAACCGAUGACCUCCUCUUCUGAAAUGAAACGACAGUCAUCACAACAGUACAUGUCAUCAGGCCCUAUUUACUAUAGCAACAGACGGUUGUCACAACCUGAAACACAUCAUCAACAUGAUUAUUACAAUAGCAGCAGUAGUUGUAGUACGGAACUGAUCCGACGUUUUAGUUCUGGAAGCACAACAAGCACUGUAGUCACAAGUAUUUCAUCUACCGCUUCUUUGCCUCCACUUGUCGACGCACAGACUACUUGGGAAACUGUUGAAGCACAUUAUAACCCCACUGCAGCACCUGUUUGGGCUGAUCCUAUAAAAGUACAGGAAAACCCAACAAGAUUUGAAGAAGCAACAUCUUAUUUACGUGAAAAUCAAAUCUCUUUCUCUUCUUCUUUGCCUCUUUUGAAGCCAUGUACCUUUUACUUUAGUGACACCAACAUUAAACAACAUUGUUAUAUCUCUGCUGUCAAUGCUGUCUUUCAAUGUGAUACUGUCUGGCAAUUUUCUUCUCGUUGGCGUCUAUACAAACAAACUUACUCUAAGAAGCCAUCUCAGUUAUUACCAAAUCAAAAUUUGUUUUGUUUUAUUAACGGCGUUGAGCCCAUGUGGGAAGACAAGGUGAACGAAAAAGGCGGCAGGUUAACAAUAACAAUUCAAAACAAUGGUAAACAUUUGGAUGAUGUGUCUGAAUGGAUUAUUUGCGCUUUGGUUGGUGGAGGCAUCUAUGAUUAUGGCGUGGUCGGAAUUGUCGUGUCAAAAAGAAACAGAGGUGAUCGUAUAGAAUUAUGGUUGGAUGAAUCAAAUACUACAAAUCAAUCUAUAUCCCAGUUCAAGUAUGUUAUAAAACAUAACUUACUAAUUACGUCAAGUCUAUUAAUACUGAAUUUUAUAUUAGAGAAUACCUUUGUACUAUAUUACCUAUUACUUGCCACAAUGAAAUUAAUGCAAGUAGAUAUAAAAAGCAUUUUUAACAAAAAUAUACCUUAUUGUGUAAAUACCAGCAUAUUCAUCUCAGUUAAAAAUAAAUUUCUUUCUUCGUGUGUAUAUAUAAAGAAAACCCUCCUUUUCAUCUCCCUAAACAAAAAAAAAACAUACAAAAUAAAAUUAUUCAUCCUUCUUUCAUUAUUGUCCCUUCAUACUUUUUCUUUUUAG